Zingiber officinale is the source of this 1824-nucleotide messenger RNA. RefSeq lists its product as uncharacterized. The transcript has 3 exons. NCBI's taxonomy places the organism in Eukaryota, Viridiplantae, Streptophyta, Magnoliopsida, Zingiberales, Zingiberaceae. The coding region runs from base 160 to 1824 and encodes 554 amino acids. The record is from RefSeq and is a predicted model, not a curated record.
UUGCUUGGUAGUUUCUUCGUCGAUGUCUCAGUUUGUUACUUCUUCGAUGAAGCUUUCAGUUUCCGUCGUGCAGAUGAAGAAAUGAAAAAAAAGGGAAGAACAAAAUAGAGAGAUCGAAGCGAAGAGGUCAGUCGAUUGCUUGCUUGAGGUCUGAAGAAGAUGAGCACCAGAAAAAGCAGCCGCAUGCAGCUGUCGGAGAUCUCCCAGGGAGCUAAAAGACUGACCCAAAUGGUCUGCUCAUUGUUCAAGGCCCGGAAUUUCGUUGGCAGGAGCAAGCGCAUCCGCGAUGGUCUUGUGAAAGAUGCCUCGCGAGCCAAGGGGAAGUUGGAGACGGAGAGAAGGCUCGGAGUAGAGGACGGUGAGCAAUUCGGGAGUCGCUCUUGGAGGAGCUGCUGCCAUGAGGAGGAGGUCAAGAAGGUGAUCAGAGAAAGCUUGCUUCUGAGCUCCUGUGACGAUGAGAAAGCAUAUUCUAGCAGAUCAUUAGGGUCAUACCUCAUGAGCGACGAAUUCAGCUCGUCUUAUCGCGGGGCGGAGGAAGUAUUAAGGAUCAAGAAUUCGCGACGACUUCAAUCAAAGACGGCGAGCCCUAACUUGAUUGCGAGACUCAUGGGCUUGGAAGAGCUCCCUGCGACAGAGCCUGCUGCCGAUUCAGCUGAAACCAAACCCAAGAGGUGCGGCAAUGCACCGGAGCGAGUGACUCUCCGGAGCAUCAUCGAGAGAGAAAAGGCCGAGAACCACGAUGGCUCAGGUUUUUCAGAUUCUUUGGCGAACGAGCUCCAAGAGAGCUUGAAAGACAUGACGCAGUUGCUUGAGUUUGAGGACGAGGAAAGGCUAAAGGAAGUAGCGAUCUUGAAGAAGCCAUCGAGGAUGAGCCGAAUGCAUGUCUCUGCAGAUUGUAAACAGAAACUAAAGAGGGUCGAUGGAAGGCUAAGUUCAGAUAUUCUUCCCACACACCAUCGAUCUUCUCGGAAAGUCUCGGCGGCUCCAUUGCCUCAGGCCAUGAGAACUACAACAACGGCAAAGAGGGGCAUGGAGUCUGAGAGAAGUUUAGCAGCAAAUAGUUCCACAAAUCCUGCAAAGAAAACAACUGGAGUCACGCCAGCUCAAAAGACCUCGAGUCGGGAAGAAGAAGGAGUCAGCCCUUCCAGCAAGAAACAAGACGGCGAUGAUGAUGAACCAGUAAUCAAUAUUUCAGCUGCUGUUGCUGAGGCUGCUCAGCAGAAACAGGAGAGCUCGAAAUCUUUCAAUCACGAGCAAUCCCAGAAAGAUCCGAAGAGCUGCUGCUCUGGCAAAUCCAUCAACGUCGACCUCAGCAACGCCAAAAGAGGCGAAGUGAAUCAUCUGGAGAACUUGCUCCUCAACCGCCACUCCUUCCUGCUCCACGCUCGUGAGCUGAGCAUUGAUGAUGAAGCAGCAGGCGCCGCCAACAACUCCGACGCAGAGGCCAAGUUGUACCUGAGUUGCGCAGAGGAGUUGUUGCUGCGCAAAAGACGAUAUGAUCGGGAGUUGCUGACCCACCACCCUCUGUCGGCAACUCGCUCGUCGGAGGGCGCGUUGCCGGUAGGUGACAUGGUGGGGUACAUCUGCGAGCGGAUCAGGAAGCUUGACGAUUACAGUGAGCUUGGAGGUGGCGAUGCGAGGGACGGUCUUUACGUGAGGCUGGAGAGGGAUCUGGAGUGCAAAGAUGUGGCGCUGAACGCCGUGUGGGACGAGGGGUGGAGGGAGGGCGUGGGGUGGGAGGCGGCGGCGGAGGUGGUCGGUCGGGUAGAGCAGAUGGUGGUGACUUCGCUGGUGGAGGAGGCGGCUGUGCAGUUGAUGAAGUGA